GGCUUCGAUGAACAGAAACCAGAUCCAUGACAUCUCACAAGAUGGAAAUUCAUCCGAAAAUCCAAAGCUCGGAUACAUCUUGAGACUCUACCAGCAGCAUUACCCACCUAGCUUUCCCAAAAAGAUUAUUGCAGAGAUAAUAGCAACGUUUUUACUGGUAUUUGUGACUUGUGGUUCGGCUGCAUUGAAUUUAAACAACGAACAAUCAAUUCCAAAGCCGGGACCAUCGAUUGCAGGUGGGCUUAUUGUGACGGUCAUGAUUUACGCAGUGGGCCACAUCUCGGGUGCGCACAUGAAUCCUGCGGUUACGUUUGCCUUUGCCGCUAUCCGGCACUUCCCUUGGAAACAGGUACCUUUCUAUAUGAUCGCUCAGAUAUCAGGAUCAUUGAUUGCAUCGUUUAUACUUCGCGAGCUGCUGGAACCCAUAAGGGAUUUGGGGACCACAACUCCUUCUGGAACAGAUGCUCAAGCACUGGUGAUGGAGAUAGUCGUAACGUUUAACAUGAUGUUUGUCACGUGUGCAGUUGCGACCGAUACCAAAGCCGUGGGUGAGCUUGCAGGGAUCGCCGUUGGUUCUGCAGUUUGCAUAACUUCGCUCUUCGCCGGGCCAAUCUCAGGAGGAUCGAUGAACCCGGCAAGGACUUUAGGCCCAGCAAUUGCAAGCAGGAUAUACCAUGGGAUAUGGGUGUACAUUGUGGGUCCCGUCAUAGGGACGUCGCUCGGGGCGUGGUCCUACCAUCUAAUACGUGUGCCGGAAAAGCAUCUGCACGCAAUCCCAACACGAUCAUCUGCACGCAAUGUCCGUCGUGUACGGAGCAGCGAAACACCAGUUGCCGAUAUGGACUUUUCCGAUGGCCCAUGAUUUCAGAACGCUAAGCUAUGAGCCUGUAAUUUUCCUAAUGCUUGAUGAGUUUGUGUGUAAGUUACUUUGUUUACAGAAGUAGCUCUCUCUUUCUCUC
Magnolia sinica is the source of this 959-nucleotide messenger RNA. RefSeq names its product aquaporin NIP2-1-like. The record is from RefSeq and is a predicted model, not a curated record. The transcript is spliced from 5 exons. Gene Ontology annotation, molecular function: channel activity. Gene Ontology annotation, cellular component: membrane. Gene Ontology annotation, biological process: transmembrane transport. Bases 8 to 862 code for a protein of 284 amino acids. NCBI's taxonomy places the organism in Eukaryota, Viridiplantae, Streptophyta, Magnoliopsida, Magnoliales, Magnoliaceae.